Messenger RNA from Porites evermanni, 873 nucleotides. NCBI's taxonomy places the organism in Eukaryota, Metazoa, Cnidaria, Anthozoa, Scleractinia, Poritidae. The record is from the annotation of a GenBank genome assembly.
UCAGAGAAUAAAAGCUGGGAAAAGGAGGACUCAUCAGGGAUGUGGCAGGAGUUCGUCGAGAACACAACACUACAUGGUGUCAGAUAUGUUUUUAAGAAGCGUCAUAUUUUAAUUAGCUUAAUUUGGGUGGUGUUACUGCUUGCUUCUGGAGGAUACUACAUUUUUACAGUUUACACAGCGUUCAAAAAAUAUUACAACCGACCAAUUAACACUGUAGUAAGCAGAAAACAUGUUAAAGAAAUGGAUUUUCCAGCUGUUACAGUCUGCCCUCUGAACGAGUUUGCUGCAAGUAAGCUGUACAUGACAGAUGACAACCCAUUGUUUGUUUCCAGCGGGUUAAAUAUUAGCUCAUGCGCUGUGACCUCAAAAGUACGAGGUGAUCAACCUUGUGGAUGGUCGCUACUUUGUGUUUUGCCUGAAUAUCAAACUUUACGCCCCGCUUUACCAAACUGCACGAGUCAAUAUAGAGAAGAACUGUUGAAUACAAUGCAAGAAUCUGCUCAUUAUAUCGACAAAGAAAAUUUACAUCGUUACUACAGUCAAGAGAUAGAAUCCCUCGUUGGACCCAAGUGCGAGUUUGAUGUUGUUGCAAAUUGUUCAGCAAAAGAUUUUGCUCCCUUGGUAACCCAAUGGAGCAAGUGCUACACCUUUAACUCAGGGAAAAAUGGCAAAAUAAAGAGGGUGAACAGUGCUGGUGUUUCGUUUGGAUUUUCUGUCAUUCUUGAUGCAAAGACAGAAGAAUAUAGUUAUGGGAAGUUUUCAGAAGGAUUCAAGGUUAUAAUUCACAAGCAGGGCGAAUUCGUUGAUGAAUGGGAGGGAAUCAACGUAGGUCCAGGACAACAUGCUGUUAUUGCGCUUUCGGAGAAAAGGGUA